UCCUGUGUUAAAUUGUCGAACAGGAAUAAAGUCCAGUAGUAAAAUAACAGUUAGACGCAUAUGGCUUAAGUACACUUGAAUGUAAGCUGCUCACAAACGCGGAUGACAUUAAAUGUAUACAAAUGUUAUACGUUGCACACGAGCAGACGACACAUAUUGAGUAUGGCUGUCCGCGCGGGGCGUGUUGAUUAAAGCCAAGUCCCCAUUUUCUCAGGAUACGAGUGAUGCUGCGCGUGCGACUAUUACGUAACAAGGACAAAUUAAAAAUAAUAUCGUGUCAAUGGAUCAAACAGAAGAAUCAUUACUAAAGAUGGCCGAUUCAGAAGAGAUAGUGAUGACUGCAGCCAAGAGAGACGGCGGGGCUAUCAUGAGGCUGGAGCGGAUGUUUGGAAGUGAGAUCGACCAAGCCAAAGUUCACCACGUCGCUGGGGGUCCAUACAAAGGCAUCCUUAUCAACAAAGCAUCGUCUGGUCUAGUGGACGUGGGACCAGCAGAAGGCAGACUCGAGUUUAUGGCCUAUCUUGUCAACGAAAGCAAACACAACGAACAUCUACAGGAUCACUGGACGCUGAAGUUCUGGUUCCGCGGUACUGAGGACGGACUAGUGAAGAAAAACACCUACACAGACUACUUCCGGGAACUCAUGGACCCAGGAGACUUCCCGAAAGAUUACAUCGGCUUUAUCAAGAAAGCCCUUGUUCUACUACAAGGUUACUCCGUGAUCAAGAGAGUAGAACUUCAAGUCAAGCAGACAAACGACCAGUCCCCCGAGGACGUGAUUCCCCCCAUACGAAGUUUUACCACCGUUUUCACACCAGCAUCAAACUCCUUCAGCUUCGUACCGGAAGUGUGUAUCAAUCAGAAAUCUUUCAUAACGUUCAAGGUCAAGGCAGCAUGUGACGUACGUAUCGUAUUGUCCUCAAUUUAUGGUGACGUCAACCACAAAGCUCACGAAAUCGUUAUUGGCGCCGAGGGAAAUACAAGAUCCUACAUCCGGGAAUGCGCCAAUGGCGUUGUCAGGGCAGAAAGCAUGACAAUGAAUAUAUUACAUGAGAAGAACUUCCGGUAUUUCUGGGUCAGCUGGGCGGAUCAGUAUUUGGAGGUAGGACGUGGCGCUCAGUAUGGACAAGGGAGAUUUCUUCAGUGGCACGUGUCACCUAAACGACAGUUCAAGGUCAACUGUCUAGCUGUCGCCACCAGCAAAUCAACUAGAGGUCAUUGGGAGUUCGCCGAACUUCUAGCCGAUUACAAAGAAGAAGACCCGGAAGUCGAAGCGGGAAGAAUCGCCAAAAGAGCCCGUAUCAGAGAACAGUAUGUUUGGCUAUCGAGAAAAUAUCGGCUUUUGCAUUUUCUUGAGGACGCCUUUCCGAACGUCGUCAAAAUCGAAGAUCUCGUAAGUCAGUGCAAGAUAAAAGUGACUGAUACAUUAGUCAUCGCCUUGGUGCUAGCGGAACUCCAGGAACGCGGUCUAAUAAAGGAGGUGGUUGACGGACACUGGAUGCGGAAUCACGGAGGAGGUUCCGCGCAGACGGAGGACGAGGUGAAAUUGGUGAAAGUGAUGCCAGUUCUCAGUUCAGGUGACCAGCCGACUAUCGCCAUAGUUACCACGUUGUUCUGUGAAAAACUUGCAGUUGAUGCCAUGAUCGAUGACAAGACUACAUUCGUCAAGUGCAAGACGGAAGGUGAAUCUCAGGUGUACACGACCGGACGGGUCGGGAAACACCGAGUGGUAUCGACCAAGCUCCCCUGUAACCCCGGGGACAUCGAGGCUUCAAACAUAGCAGCCGGGAACUCCGUCACUCGCCUUCUUGGGACCUUCAGCAAAGUAGAGCAUGUGUUUCUUGUCGGAGUUGGAGGCGGAGUAUUGUACGAGCAUGACCGGGAUGACACCGUGACGUCGGAUGACCUUGUGACCUUGGGUGACGUUGUCGUAUCCAUGCCGUCAAAUGGAACCAACGCCAUGUAUACUAAAUGGCACAAACGAGAAAAUGUUGGGAAAGAGGGUCCAAAAUAUUCCCCGAGAACUUGGCACAGUCAUGACGAUACAUUAAGACGGAUCGCGAAGAAUCUGAAAGACAAAAGUGUGAAUACUUUUGACCAUCUUAUAAAAAGCGCGCUUUUACAGUUAAACGAUUCUAAAUUCCAUAAGCCAUCGAAUGCGUCCGGUACACCAGGUGCCUCUAACACUGAAGAGCUCUCGGAAAGGGGGACAACUGUCGUGAGUGGGGCAAUUGCCAGUAUAAGCUGUAUGGAUGAUGACGAAGAGAUGCGAAUGUCGUUCGCAAAGACAAACCAAAUAAAAGCCUUCGAUAAGGACUUUGAAGCUGUGCUUGAAUCGCUGGACGGAAACAGGAAUGAAAGCUAUUUAAUGAUUCGCGGCAUCGCCGAUUUUCUGUAUGGCGGCCGCAAGGAAUGGCAGCCAUAUGCUUCUCUUGUGGCAGCUGUCUGCAUGAAAACAAUAUUAUUAGCCUUGAACUAGUCAGUUAUACUGAAUAACUUAUACCAUUGGUGCUUUGUCUUAAUAGAAUACCUUUAUAAACAAUUCGGUGCUAAACUUUCUUUUUUAUAAUGUGAAUGCCUUGUGGCAGUGCGAUCAAACAAUAUUUUGUUUGUGAAUCUUCCUUGAAAAUAUUCAUUGAUAUGUAAGAUUUGAGACAAAAUCCUUAUCCAUUGUUUGGUGAAAGAGUUCGUUGCACUGUAAACAAAACAUAUCUUAUAAUGAUGAUCCGUACAGGGUAUGGAGUUUGAAUACAAAAGUGCACGUGUCUUACCUAUAAUUACUUUAUGUAUCCGUUUUUAACCUGAUUCUAUUUCCGUCAUAUUUGAUAUAAUGCAAUAAUGUUUACAUCAUUAUAUUUUGUUGUUUUUCGUGUUGUUGUUUUUGUCUGAUCGUCAUUAACGAUUAAUACUCUGUAUUAACAUCAGACAUGAAGUAUGUACUCUAUUUUGCAUAGUUCCAGGUAGAUGCUUGAUUACAUAAACUGCUAUCCUGAUCGGUUCAUUCUUCUGAAUAGUUCUGCUGUUGUAUGCAUUCCGUGCCAUCGACGAAUAAAUAUAUUUUUAUAUCGAAA
This is a messenger RNA of Pecten maximus, 3071 nucleotides long. RefSeq lists its product as uncharacterized. NCBI's taxonomy places the organism in Eukaryota, Metazoa, Mollusca, Bivalvia, Pectinida, Pectinidae. The record is from RefSeq and is a predicted model, not a curated record. Gene Ontology annotation, biological process: nucleoside metabolic process. Gene Ontology annotation, molecular function: catalytic activity.